CUCAGCUCAAACGUCAUCUCCUUCCUUCUUCAGGCCCCUUCAAUCCUCCCAGCAGCCAGGAGCUACGCAGCCCUACCCGUAACCCCAGAAGAACGUACAAACAAAUACACGUGCUCCUGUCUCCCCUGUUCGAAAGGAAACUUCUUCCCCAGGGCCUGACACAUAGUCGGCGACAAAUAAAUGUCCAAUGAGAGAUCUGCAACAGGUGAGAAGUGAAGAAAGUGAGGAGCAGCGGCGCCAAGAAAACUGUGAAAGAGUCCGAGGGGAAAACGGACAGGCUGGAGGCAAAGCUGGAAAAGACAGUGGGAAGGCCAAGGCUAAGGCAGUGUCUCGCUCACAAAGAGCUGGACUACAGUUCCCAGUGGGCCGUAUCCAUAGACACUUAAAGACUCGUACCACAAGCCAUGGACGAGUGGGUGCUACUGCUGCAGUAUAUAGUGCUGCAAUUCUGGAGUAUCUCACUGCUGAGGUGCUGGAACUAGCAGGAAAUGCGUCUAAAGAUCUCAAAGUAAAGCGUAUCACUCCUCGCCACUUACAGCUUGCAAUCCGUGGUGAUGAAGAGUUGGACUCCCUUAUCAAGGCUACCAUUGCUGGUGGCGGUGUGAUCCCUCACAUCCACAAGUCUCUGAUUGGAAAGAAGGGACAGCAGAAAACUGCAUAGAGUGUUGUUUUAAAUCAACCCUCUUCCUCCCUCUCAUUGUACUGUAACUGGGACAGAAGAAAUAAUGGGGAUAUGUGGAAUUUUUUAAAAUAGUUAAAUGGAAAAGCAUAGACAAUUGACUGUAGACAUGAUAAAACAUUUGUAUGUUCUUUAGAUUCCAAUUUUGACAAAAGUAUCUUGUCAUGUGGCAGCAAUUUGUGUGUUGAUUGGCUAGGUUUCUUCCCAUGUGUUUUAUACAAAAAUGGACUGAUAAAACCAUUUUUUACAAAAUUG
Sarcophilus harrisii (Tasmanian devil) is the source of this 934-nucleotide messenger RNA. Its product is annotated as histone H2A.V. Gene Ontology annotation, cellular component: nucleosome. NCBI's taxonomy places the organism in Eukaryota, Metazoa, Chordata, Mammalia, Dasyuromorphia, Dasyuridae. Gene Ontology annotation, molecular function: structural constituent of chromatin; protein heterodimerization activity; DNA binding. The record is from RefSeq and is a predicted model, not a curated record. The coding region runs from base 188 to 661 and encodes 157 amino acids. The transcript is spliced from 5 exons.